GGCACAUCCAGCGGAAAAACAACAAGGCGCUAGCAUGGUUAGCCUGUUUUGGUGUCGGUUCGAAGCCCGCCUUUGCUGAGUGAGCUGAACAUUUCUGUGUCCACGGCCUUCCUCUGACUCCGUUCUGUUUCUUACCGACGGGUUAAAGAAGAACUCAUUUGCUGACCCCAAGUUACCAAAUGACAAAGAUGAAAGAGAAACAGACAGAACCAGAACCACAGCAGACCAAAGAGGAACCAGAACUAAGUGAAGAGCAGGAUAAAGCUUGGGUUGGUCGGGGCGAAGGGUUCCUUGUAGUGAAACAGGAGACCAACAGCUUUAUGGUGACUCCUGCUUAUGAGGAAAUAUUCCACAAUGGACCAGAACUGCAACAGAUGGUGGAGCUAAAGGAGGAACCAGAACCUGUGCAGAUUCAGGAGAAAUCAGAACCUGUCCAGGUUAAAGAGGAAUGGGAGGAUCUCUACAAUGAUGAGGGGCAGCUUGUAGCGAAGGAGGAGACCGACGCCUUCAUGAUGAGUCCUACUUCUGAUCAAAACAAUUUCAACCCAGAACCAAUGCAGGACAAAGUCCUCUCUGCAAACUUUCCACAAGUGCAGAACCAACAUCAGCAUGGAGGAAACCCAAAAGACUCAAGGCUCAAGAAAGAGCUUGAACCAGAUGAGAGGCAUCAGAAAUCCAGGAAUGUCGGGGACAAGUUGAAGCUUAAAAGACAAAAAACUGACGUGUGCUCCUGUGAAGUGUGUGGUAGAUAUUUUAAACAGCAUAGGUAUUUGAGUGCACACAUGAGGACUCACACAGAUGAGAAGCCUUUUUCUUGUCUGACAUGUGGGAAAGGUUUCCGCAGGCAACCUGAGCUGACUCUGCACAUGAGAACUCACACAGGUGAGAAGCCGUUCCGAUGUCUGGUUUGUGGUAAAGGUUUUAUACAGAAAACUACCUUGAAUUAUCACAUGAGAACGCAUACAGGUGAGAAGCCACACACUUGUGAAUUUUGUGGUAAAUCUUUUAUACAGAGGAGUGAUUUGACUUGCCACAUCAGGACUCACACAGAUGAGAAACCGUAUCAAUGUGAGUUGUGUAAGAAGUCUUUCAGACACAGUAGUGAUUUUACCCGCCACAGAAGAACUCAUACAGCUGGGAAACCAUUCUCAUGUCUGACUUGUGGGAGAGCAUUUAACAAGCACAGUAAGCUGAGUCGUCACCAGAGAAUUCACGGAAGUGAGAAGACAUAUCCCUGUGAGCUAUGUAAAAAAUCUUUCAAGCGGCGUUGUGACUUUGCGCGUCACCUAAGAACUCACACAGGCGAGAAACCGUUUAAUUGUGAAUUAUGUGAGAAAUCUUUCACACAGCGUGGCGAUCUGACUCGUCACAUCAGAACUCACACAGGUGAGAAGCCGUCUUUGUGUAAAGUGUGUGGUAAAAGUUUUAGUGAGUCUAGUAGUAUGGUUAGACAUAUGAGAACUCACACCGGGGAGAAGCCUUACAUCUGCAAAGUGUGUGGCAAACUUUUCAGUUUUGGCGGUCAUUUGACUGUUCACCUAAGAACUCACACAGGUGAAAAGCCAUGCACUUGUAAAGUGUGUGGUAAAUCCUUCAGUGACUGCAGUAGUAUGGCCAGACAUAUGAGGACACACACAGGUGAGAAGACAUAUCCUUGUGAACUAUGUGAAAAAUCCUUCCGACAGAGUUGGGAUUUGGCUCGGCACCGUAGGACUCACACUGGUGAGAAGCCUUUCCAAUGUCUGGCUUGUGGUAAAGGUUUUGUCCAGAAAACAACCUUGAGUUAUCAUAUGCGAACUCACACAGGUGAGAAGCCUUAUCCCUGCGAUUUGUGUGAUAAGUCUUUCAGGCAGAGAAAUGAUUUAACCCGUCACAUUAGAACCCACACGGGUGAGAAACCUUACGGUUGUGAAUUAUGUGAUAAAUCUUUUAGACAAAGUAUCGAGUUAACUCGUCACAUAAAAGCUCACGCAGAUAAGGAUCUAAAUUGUGUGGUUAAUCAGUCAGAUUAAGUUGGACUAAUAUGUGGAGAAUUUAUCUCAAUCUAGACAUUUUAAUAUGAAGACCAUUUUUGUCAGACAUGCAUUAACUCAUAUCCUCACCAGGAUUUUGCUAAAGGCCUUCAUUGCUACGUUGAACUGAACUUAAUAACUUUCUGUUUCAAAUAUGAACAACAACAUUUUUUAUUUGUGCCGCCAUCAUUUGUUUCCAGGAGUCACCAAAGCUAAAACCUCCCACUCCCACCUUUUUUAAACCAAAAAGAAUUGGUGUCAAUCUAGGGCUGGACGAUAAUUCAAUAUAUAUAUAU
Messenger RNA from Fundulus heteroclitus (mummichog), 2308 nucleotides. Its product is annotated as zinc finger protein 883-like. The transcript has 2 exons. Gene Ontology annotation, molecular function: RNA polymerase II cis-regulatory region sequence-specific DNA binding; DNA-binding transcription factor activity, RNA polymerase II-specific. The record is from RefSeq and is a predicted model, not a curated record. Gene Ontology annotation, biological process: regulation of transcription by RNA polymerase II. Bases 180 to 2012 code for a protein of 610 amino acids. Gene Ontology annotation, cellular component: nucleus. Lineage: Eukaryota; Metazoa; Chordata; Actinopteri; Cyprinodontiformes; Fundulidae.